Messenger RNA from Myripristis murdjan (pinecone soldierfish), 3504 nucleotides. RefSeq names its product pleckstrin homology domain-containing family A member 1-like. Bases 261 to 1559 code for a protein of 432 amino acids. The record is from RefSeq and is a predicted model, not a curated record. Lineage: Eukaryota; Metazoa; Chordata; Actinopteri; Holocentriformes; Holocentridae. The transcript is spliced from 12 exons.
ACAAUCUCCGCCCUGCACUAGCAGCAGCCGCACUGGCCCUGAGCCCUAGUUGUGUGUGUGUGGAGUGGAGAUGGGCUGAGGCGCAGAGGAUACCAUCCAACAACAGCGAACCGACGGCGGCUGCUCACUGUGCAGCACAGAAGGCAAAACUUGGGAUUUUCUUCCCAGUCCUGCUCACCCCCACUCUCUACCACCACCACCUCCUCCUCCUCCUCCUCCAGUCCUGGCCUCAGUGGGCCAGGGAAUGUCCCGGCGCCGAGAUGCCUUACGUGGACCGGCAGAACCGCAUCUGUGGCUUCCUGGACAUCGAGGAGAACGAGAGCAGUGGCAAGUUCCUGCGGCGUUACUUCAUACUUGACACACAACAGGGCAGCUUGGUCUGGUUCAUGGACAACCCGCAGAACCUGCCUAUUGGUGCAGACUGUGUUGGUUCCCUCAAGCUCACAUACAUCUCUAAGGUCAGCGAUGCCACUAAGCUGAGGCCUAAGGCUGAGUUCUGCUUCGUUAUAAAUGUGGGGAUGAGGAAAUUUUUCCUGCAAGCCAAUGAUCAGCAGGACCUUGUAGACUGGGUCAACGCUCUCAAUAAAGCCACCAAGAUCACUGUGCCAAAGUUGUCUGAUGGCCAGCAGAAUGCAGAGAACCAGAAGGCCUUGCUGGAUGCCACAGGAACCAAAAAACAGGUCUCCUACAAGACAGAGAUCAUAGGAGGAGUCCCCAUCAUCACCCAGACUCAGCAAGAAGGUGGUGAUGGUGCAGAGGGACCAGAGCGUGAGGCCAUGCGGCGUUCUCACAGCCAGCUGCCAUAUUUCCUGGGCAGACCAGCUCAGGAGCAAACUGUCAUCAAGUCUGGCUACUGCGUCAAGCAAGGCGCUGUGAUGAGGAACUGGAAACGGCGGUAUUUCCUCCUGGAAGAAAACUCAAUGAGUUACUUCAAAUCGGACCUGGAGAAAGAGCCUCUGAGAAUGAUUCCACUGAAGGAAGUUCACAAAGUCCAGGAGUGCAAGCAGAGUGACAUUAUGAUGAGAGAUAAUCUGUUUGAAGUCGUCACCACAUCUAGGACCUUUUAUAUACAGGCGGACAGUCCAGAGGAGAUGCACAGCUGGAUCAAGGCAGUCUCAGGGGCCAUUGUUGCCCAGCGGGGACCUGGGAGGUCUGCUGCCACAGAACACAGUGGCCAUUCCUCCCCUUCCACAUUCUACCGCAGUCCCACGGGGCCCCUCGUCCCUCGCUCGCCCAUAUCUGCCAUGCCACCCUGCUACCCAGAGUGGGGGGCUGCUGUCACGUGCGGCGCACGCUCGCAGCCUGGCAUGGGACAGCGAGCACUUCAUGAGCCUCCUGCCACGGCCGAGCCACAACCAUGCCCCACCACGCCUGUCCCUGCAGGAGACGCGCCUGGCAAAGUGACCUGUGAGCCACCCACGGCCACCACAGCCACCACCACCACCACCACCUCUGACUCUCUGGAGUCACCGUGGCGGCGGCGCAACAGUUUUGGGCCCUAUGUGCCCGAACCGCCCCUGGACCUGGACGAUGCUGACCUUCCCGUCAGCCAGGUCUGAGCCCUCACCUCUGACGUUUUAACACUGACUGAUAAGGACUGGAAUUGAAAGAAUAUGCAUAGAUCAGGAGGAAACAUCAUGUGGGCGUUGGUUUCCAAGCCAAAGUUAAUAGUGGGCAAAAGUGUCCAACAGCACAAACUAAUCUUCUGAGAUCCUCUCUUCGAGACGUCGUCAGUGUGUGCAAGAAAAAGCAGUGGGGUCGCCACUGAACUGCACUUGUCUGUGCCAAAGACGACCCGCUAUUAAUUCACCCUUCUCCACCUGCCUGCUCUGGUGUUAAAAUAGCUUAUUUAUGUACUUAAUGUUGAUGUUGUCAGAAAAAAGCAGCUUACUCAUGCUGAUUUAACAUGCAGUGAGACAGCUUUAUUUUAACCUGCUUAGGCACACAAAGAUUUGCUCAACAGUGUUUGUGGGCCCUAGGAUUUUUCUAAACCAUUUUGUGCCAAGUAAAUAAGGGAGCUUUUAAGGGUGCAAGCUACGUAUUUCCUAAUGACUGAAAAGGGUGCUCAAAUUGAGGACUGGCUUUUCACCACCUGUCUAAUCUCUGUACUAAUCUAAAUCGUAAGGUCCUUUCAUUACACUUGUUGUUAUAAUUGUAGCACUCUGCAUUUGUGCAAUACAUUUUGGGCCAGUUUCAUAGGUAUGGGUCAAGUCUAGUUUGAGAUGAAGCCUUUGGAAGAUUUUGUUAGUUGUGAAUGAAUUUCUGUGGAACUGGUUUCAUAUGACCAAGUGUGUGUGAUAAUGUAGGACCAAAUGUAUUGCAGCCACCUUUUUAGUUGGUGUACAGUGAGUAUUACACCUACUUUUUGGUCACUGUUGUACACAUUCAGUAAUGGUACCAAUGACAUUGUCAGUUUUAUUUUCUGUCAAUUUGCAAACCAUUGACAUAAAUGUUUCUUAGAAUUUUUGGCUUAUGUUUUAUUUAAUCAGUCCACUUAAAAAAUAGUUUAUAAUCUAUGUUGUGUGGAUGGGUUGGGAAUGAGAUUUUCAUUCAUGCGGUGGUAUUAUGUGACAUUUUUAGUUAGUCGGCUGUUACUAACGAGUACAACCUAGAAUGCACUUGAGUCUUUUAUGACAAAAGUGGCUAGUUUUUGAGUGAGACUGUUGUGUAGACACAAAAACAAAAUUGUGAAAGCUAUCACAGGACAUAUAUUACUCCUCUUAUUGUUCAUACAGACCUAGCAUCACUUAACAAUCUGAAGCAGCCUUUCUGCUAAGUACAUUUCCAUGUAUGAGAAGCUUCGCUGUGUGGACUAGUGCUUGACACUGGAUGACAUGGAAAGAUUUAUACUAGUUAUACGUAAACAAGAAAUAACACAAGAAACUUUCACAUGUAUGUAUUUUACCAUUUUUGUUAAAAUGAAUCUCAACAGGCACACGUGAAGUACCUAAACCUGCAGACUGUUUGUAGUGAAUUAUAUGAAUAUUGUGCAAACAUUUUGGAUCACUGUUUAUCAGAAACAGUUCAAGCUCAGACACUUGUCCAUUGCAUGCCUCCAUUUUAAAGAUGAUUCCCCACAGAUUGGCUUUCUGUUGCUAGAUUUUGUUUACCCGUGGCUGCUCCGUGUGUGAUGUAUGUAUGUUUUUAAAAUAGAGAUGACACUGCUGUGUGCGGGUCAGUAUGUUGUAGAUAUUUACUUUUCUUUUUUUUUUUCCUCUUUUUUGUGUGUGCUUUUAGAUGUUUCCUGAUAUUGUUCCUUGUACCUGUGAUGCCAAAUAGUGAGGUUUAACCUAAUAGUAGGCAGCUGCCUCACAAUCUUAUUUCAGAUAAAUCCUCACUGUAGCCCUGCUAAAUAAUGUAAAAUAGCCAUUUUAAAAGUGCCUGCUUCAUUUCAGCCCAACUAAGCCAAGCUGUUUCAGUCAUUUUCUGUCUCUUGUAAUUGGUUUGAAUUGUCAUUAUUUAUUAUGUGGAUGACUUGAAAGAAAUAAACACAUUGAAAAUGUA